AUCGACGAGCGAGGCUUUCGCCGUGCCAUGCCACUAGUAGAAAGAGACUAUUUCCUAGUCAGCGUGGGAGGCAUUGCCUCAUUUUGAGUUGUCAGAAUAUCCGUUUCUAACCUUCUGCCAUCCCACUCAUGGUUCGUUGUCCCUCACAUAACCUCGAGAACUCCACGUGGCUCGACAACCAGGAACAUCCCAGACAUGGACAAAGAUGUGCGAGUAGAAGCAGGACCAGAAGCUCAGACAGCUCAGGUGGUAGAUUCAAAAUCAGCAUCCACCAGCGAUAUCGACAGUACAGACGAGAAGCCGAAAAACGCGAAGCAUGAAUUCAACGAACAGACUCACUAUGUCCCGGUCAGCACCAUCAUCACAAUAUUUCUGGCAGCAGCAAGCGUAGAUUUCCUGGCUCUUAUGGAUCAAACAACGCUCGCAGCCAGUUUGACCAUUGUGAGCAAUGCAUUGAACGCCGGCGACGAGCAGGCGUGGAUAGCAGGAGCCUACUUUGUGACAUCAACAUGCUUCCAGCUCCUCUAUGGAAGACUCUCAGACAUCUGGUCAAGGAAGGUCAUAUUGUAUAUCGGCCUCUUCAUCUUCUUCAUUGGAUCUCUCGGCGCAUCUCUGGCACAGACUUCGAUUCAGCUGAUCGUAUUCCGUGCAUUGACCGGUAUUGCUGGUGGCGGAAUGAUGACAGUCGCUCAGAUGAUCGUCUCUGAUGUCGUGCCGUUGAGAGAAAGAGGCAAGUACCAAGGCAUCCUCGGAUCCGUCGUUGCUUUGGCCCACGGAAUAGGUCCAAUCGUCGGCGGAGCUUUGGCAGAAACCGGCAGACAAGGAUGGCGAUGGAUUUUCAGACUCAACCUUCCGUUGACUGCCAUCACGACACUGUGUGCCAUGUUCUUGAUGCCGCUCAAGAAAGUGGAAGGCGAUUGGAGAUUGAAGCUCAAAGCCAUCGAUUUCUUCGGAGCUUUCCUCGCACUCGGUGGCACCGUGGUGCUAGUCCUGGGCUUGACAUGGGCCGGCUCUCAGUACGCCUGGAAUUCUGCAGCCGUGAUCGCUCCUCUGGUCGUGGGAUUCUGCACAUCGGCUGCUUUUGUGCUCUGGCAAUGGAAAGGUCCACGCUACCCUCUGGUGCCGCUUCAUGUCUUCAAGCGCCGGAUUGUGAAUGGCGCCUGCCUCACCAUGGCCAUCAACGGAUGGAACUUCCUGGUCCAAAUGUACUACAUUCCGUCUUUCUAUCAGCUGGUCUACAACUAUUCCGCAGUGCGUUCUGCAUCGCUCCUGCUGCCGAUCACACUGUUUCAGACAGCAGCUAGUACCGUGUCAGGUCUAGUUGUGCAUUGGACAGGCCGUUACCGGGAAGCCAUUCUCUUCGGUUGGGCGUGUUGGGCUGUCGGGCUAGGUCUCUACUCCACGCUUGAUGAGAAUGAUGGUCUGGGAAAGCAGAUCGGCUACGCCAUCCUGACAGGUAUUGGUUGUGGCAACACUCUACAGCCAGCAUUGAUUGCAGUCCAAGCCGGCGUGUCCCGCAAAGAUAUGGCCAUUGUGACAUCUUUCCGCAACUUUGCCAGGAAUUUUGGUGGAACAAUCGGACUGGCAGUCGCAGGCACAAUCUUGAACAACCUGGUCGCAUCAGGCGUGCGCUCUCUCAACCUUGACGAGCAAGAUACCACGGCAUUGUUGAAAAGCCCGCAGGCGUAUCUGAAUGAUCGCCAACAUUUGGACGCGAAUCGGGUUCGCGAAGUCAUCAUUCCAGCCUACAGGCAAGGCUUUCGCAUCAUUUUCUUGAUCGGCGCAUCAUUAGCGGCGCUCGCUUUUGUCUUGUGCUUCGUGUUGAUGCCGCAAGUUGAACUUGAUAGACCUGAUGAUAAACAGUUGAAAGAGGAGGGCAAGAAGUGGAAGGAGGAGCGGAAGUGAGACUUGGCGCGUCGCGGAGUGCACUCCGGCUUUGCGGUUAAAACGGAAAAAUGGUGUCGAUAGAGAUAGACCAGCAUCUUCGAGCUUGGACUUUGACAAGGCAUGGGUAUUUCGACUUCACGUCUUCUGCUUACUGCACACUUCGUCGCUCAGAAGCAUGGUACUACAGCCCAGGAAGCGUCAAAAUGCUGAAAGUUAGUAAAGCUCGAUGUCCUGGAAACCACGCAGCAGGGAUUGAUGUAUUGUCUCAAUGCCUAGCAGCGAUCACUUCAAUUCCUUGCGAGCAAGGGCGUACAUGAGAAGUCGAAGCAUGUUGCUUUCAAGCGGUUUUCAUUUCGCGUAAGACUACGAGACAGUCAUCUAAACAAGCAAUAUGCCGCCGACAGUGCCAGCAAGCAAU
Messenger RNA from Cercospora beticola, 2305 nucleotides. Its product is annotated as MDR family MFS transporter. Gene Ontology annotation, molecular function: transmembrane transporter activity. Lineage: Eukaryota; Fungi; Ascomycota; Dothideomycetes; Mycosphaerellales; Mycosphaerellaceae. The record is from RefSeq and is a predicted model, not a curated record. Gene Ontology annotation, cellular component: plasma membrane. Gene Ontology annotation, biological process: transmembrane transport.